This is a messenger RNA of Macadamia integrifolia, 1220 nucleotides long. Its product is annotated as ATP-dependent Clp protease ATP-binding subunit CLPT1, chloroplastic-like. The record is from RefSeq and is a predicted model, not a curated record. Lineage: Eukaryota; Viridiplantae; Streptophyta; Magnoliopsida; Proteales; Proteaceae. Bases 251 to 967 code for a protein of 238 amino acids. The transcript has 6 exons.
GAAAGCCAAACUCCCAGGCUCACAGUCACAGGCCCACGGCCCGUAAGUCCGUAACAAAUCUCAAUUGCAGGCUCGGUGGUAGGACGCAGAGGAAAAGGAGAGAACGAAUCAAGAAAAAGCCAAGCCAUGGAAACACAGAGACUACAAAGCUAGCGGAGCUACGGCUCUUCUUCCUCCUUCUCUCAAAAGCAAUCUCAUCAUUUCUCGAGAGCUUGAAUCUGCACACGAGUAAUAGCUAGGGUUUCUGAUAAUGGCCGCACGAACGCUCUCCGCAUUACCGAUUUCGACAGCCUCUUCCCAAUUCGAUUGUAGAAAACCUAGCCAGUCUUCUCUGUCUUUCCCUUUGAAUCUCAAACAGAACGUGUUGGUGAAUUCUUUGGUUGGCAAUCCGCUACUAUCGUUUCGUUCCUCGCGUUUGAGGCCUCUCUUUCGGCAGCCUCCAGCCGCCGUUGCGACAGUUUUGUUUAGUCUUCCGACUGCGAAACCAGAGAGAGCUUCCUCUGAGAAGAUUCCCCAAUGGUCAGCAAGGGCGAUUAAGUCUUUUGCAAUGGCAGAAUUGGAAGCCAGGAAGCUUAAGUACCCCAACACUGGGACUGAAGCUCUUCUCAUGGGGAUCUUGGUUGAAGGAACCAGUCAAGCAGCAAAAUUUUUGCGGGCAAACGGAAUUACACUUUUCAAGGUGCGAGAUGAAACUGUAAAUUUACUUGGAAAAUCUGACAUGUACUUCUUCAGUCCUGAGCAUCCUCCACUCACUGAACCAGCUCAACGGGCCCUUGAUUGGGCUGUAGAUGAGAAGCUGAAAUCAGGUGAAAGUGGUGAAAUAACCACAACACAUUUACUCCUUGGCAUAUGGUCUGAAGAAGAAUCAGCAGGUCACAAGAUAAUGGCUUCUCUUGGUUUUGAUGAUGAGAAAGCUAAAGAGCUCGCUAAGUCAAUGGACAAGGAUAUCAUUUUGAACUAUCGGUAGAGAUGCAAGAAGAUUCUAGAGACUUGCCCCAGAGCUUCUUUGCAGGAAUUCUCAAAAAGAGCAGCAGCUGCUUUGUGGUUUGGUUUGGUUUGGUAUGGUAUGGUAUGAAGAAAGUUGUUCUGCACGACUGUAUACGAUUAUGUUUGAUUUGCCAAGGCACUACCAAGUGCCCUUGUAACCAUCAUUGAAUUCUAGAAUUCUUGUCAGAAGGAAUUUUGAUAGAAUUGAAUUGAAUUUCUUUGUUUCUGUCUAA